AUGAAAAAAGAAAGAUUUAUAAAGAAUUAGGGAACAACUGCCUAAUGAAUUGUCUUGAAGAAGAACAUAACUGGACUGAAAUAGAAGAUAUAAACGAUUUGCUAGAAAAGCGAAAAAAAUACUUAAUGGAAGAGUUUAAAAGACUUCAAAUUUUUGAGGUCGAUUAA
This is a messenger RNA of Funneliformis geosporum, 167 nucleotides long. The record is from the annotation of a GenBank genome assembly. NCBI's taxonomy places the organism in Eukaryota, Fungi, Glomeromycota, Glomeromycetes, Glomerales, Glomeraceae.